AUGACUAGGCGCCGGGCGGCGGGCGGGGGCGGGCACGCCGCCGCGCCUGCUCAGCCCGGGCCCGCCGCCGCGCCCGCGCAGGUGGCCAAGGCCGACUCGCCCAAGACCGCCCUGCAGCCGGCGCCCCCGCCGCCGCAGACCCUGGCGACCAGCUGCCCGGCCGGCGCGGGGUCCGGCAUGAUCCUCGGGCCAACUAUGCAAGGGGCACUGCCCGCCGCCGCCGCCGCCGGCCUCCCGCCGCCGGCCCCGGGCACCCCCACCGGGCUGCCCAAGGGCUCGGCCAGCGCGGUGACCCAGAGCCUGCCCAGGACGCCCUCGGCCACCACCGGCGGGAUCCGGGCCACGCUGACGCCCACUGUCCUCGCCCCACGCCUGCCGCAGCCGCCGCAGAACCCCACCAACAUCCAGAACUUCCAGCUGCCCCCAGGUAUGGUCCUCGUGCGGAGCGAGAAUGGGCAGCUGCUCAUGAUCCCUCAGCAGGCCCUGGCUCAGAUGCAGGCCCAGGCCCACGCCCAGGCGCAGCCGCAGACUACCAUGGCACCGCGCCCGGCCACCCCCACAAGUGCCCCUCCCGUGCAGAUCUCCACCGUGCAGGCACCCGGGACCCCAAUUAUUGCACGGCAGGUGACCCCAACGACCAUAAUCAAGCAGGUGUCUCAGGCCCAGACAACGGUACAGCCCAGCACCGCACUGCAGCGCUCGCCCGGGGUUCAGCCUCAGCUUGUUUUGGGUGGCGCUGCUCAGACAACCUCACUUGGGACGGCAACAGCUGUUCAGACGGCGACACCUCAGCGGACGGUCCCAGGGGCCACCACCACCUCGACAGCUGCCACGGAAACUAUGGAAAACGUGAAGAAAUGUAAAAAUUUUUUAUCUACGUUAAUAAAACUGGCUUCGUCUGGUAAACAGUCUACAGAGACGGCCGCUAAUGUGAAAGAACUGGUACAGAAUCUGCUGGAUGGAAAAAUUGAAGCAGAAGAUUUCACUAGUAGGUUAUACCGAGAGCUUAAUUCUUCACCUCAACCUUACCUUGUGCCUUUCCUGAAGAGGAGCUUGCCCGCCUUGAGACAGCUGACCCCCGACUCCGCGGCCUUCAUCCAGCAGAGCCAGCAGCAGCCACCGGCUUCGCAGGCCACCACCGCGCUCACCGCCGUGGUGCUCAGUGGCUCGGUCCAGCGCACGGCUGGGAAGACGGCGGCCACCGUGACCAGCGCCCUCCAGCCCCCUGUCAUCAGCCUCACGCAGCCCACACAGGUGGGCGUCGGCAAGCAGGGGCAGCCCACGCCGCUGGUGAUCCAGCCGCCGCCCAAGCCCGGAGCGCUGAUCCGGCCGCCGCAGGUGACACUGACGCAGACGCCCAUGGUCGCGCUCCGGCAGCCCCACAACCGCAUCGUGCUCACCACGCCCCAGCAGAUCCAGCUGAACCAGCUGCAGCCAGUCCCUGUGGUGAAACCUGCUGUGUUACCUGGAACCAAAGCUCUUUCUACUGUCUCCGCACAAGCUGCUGCUGCACAGAAAAAUAAACUCAAGGAGCCCGGGGGAGGCUCGUUUCGGGAUGAUGAUGACAUCAAUGACGUAGCGUCCAUGGCUGGAGUGAACCUGUCAGAAGAAAGCGCGAGAAUAUUGGCCACAAACUCCGAGUUGGUGGGCACCCUGACACGGUCCUGCAAAGAUGAGACCUUCCUACUCCCGGCACCUCUGCAGAGAAGGAUAUUAGAAAUAGGGAAGAAACACGGCAUCACGGAGUUGCACCCAGACGUGGUGAGUUAUGUGUCACAUGCCACGCAGCAGAGGCUGCAGAACCUGGUGGAGAAGAUAUCGGAGACGGCCCAGCAGAAGAACUUCUCUUACAAGGAUGAUGACAGAUACGAACAGGCAAGUGAUGUCCGGGCUCAGCUCAAAUUUUUUGAACAGCUUGAUCAAAUUGAAAAACAGAGAAAAGAUGAACAGGAAAGAGAGAUCUUGAUGCGGGCAGCAAAGUCUCGAUCCAGACAAGAAGAUCCAGAACAGUUAAGGUUGAAACAGAAGGCAAAGGAGAUGCAGCAACAAGAACUGGCACAGAUGAGGCAGCGAGAUGCCAACCUCACAGCACUAGCCGCCAUCGGGCCCCGGAAAAAGAGGAAAGUGGACUCCCCGGGACCGGGAUCGGGACCAGAGGGCUCGGGCCCAGGCUCGGCGGUCCCAGGCAGUUCCGGCGUCGGAACCCCCAGACAGUUCACGCGGCAAAGGAUCACGCGGGUCAACCUCAGGGACCUCAUAUUUUGUUUAGAAAAUGAACGUGAGACAAGCCAUUCACUGUUGCUGUACAAAGCAUUCCUUAAGUAGCACGGACGCGGCCUCUUAGCAGAGAUGCCUGGGGACUUUUUAUAUAUUUGCAGAUUACGCCUUUUUGUAACGAGCAAAUGGGAUAUUGUUUAAAAAACAGCCACCUCUUUACAAUGGAACAGUUUUAUAUUCCUGUUUCUAAGUCAACUCUUCAGUACGGAGGAAAACAUGUUUCUGUAACAGAGAACACAGAGGCCUGCGGGUACUCUUACAGGACAAUUAAAUCCUAACUCAUCUUUGAUUGAGUGGCCUUCUUGCCAAACAAGCCAUAUAUAAAAACUGAUGGAAUCGUUUAGCAAAUAACUAGCUGCCCUCUUGUCACCUCAUAGCGGUUUCUACAUCGUUUGUGCAUUUGGUUUAGUUCAACCCAGCUUACUGCGUAGGUGUGUGUCUACAGCCAGUGACCUCAUUUCACUUAUUUUAUUUUUGUAUUAGUCAGUUGGCAAAGCAAACUGAUUUUUUAGACUAUUUAUCUCCCUCCCUUCCCCACCCCUCCGUUCAGGAUCCUCGAGGAGCAGGCAGCCCACCGUCCGCCUGUGCCUCGGGGCUCGUCCCUCUCUGCUUCGUGGGGCCCGGUGACGCGGCUCCUUCUGAAUGUGUGGUCAGCAUCUGUACAAAUGCAUUUUAUUUGCUAUUGUUUGUAAAGCUGUAAAGUUAAAGAAAUGAAAACCUUUUCAGCAUAAAUCUAUUUUACUUGCACUGUGUUUUUUAGCUAAAAGUGAAAACUUAGAUGAAAUAAAAUCAAAGUUGAGAAGAA
Odocoileus virginianus texanus is the source of this 3082-nucleotide messenger RNA. Lineage: Eukaryota; Metazoa; Chordata; Mammalia; Artiodactyla; Cervidae. The record is from RefSeq and is a predicted model, not a curated record.